CCCUGGUGAAAACUGCGGGCUUCGCGCUGGGUGCAGCAACUGGAGGCGGUGGUGCAUCCGAAGGAGGCUGCAGCAACGCGAGUCCAGAAUCCAGGACAGAACUCUCGGCACCAUGAACCCAGCCAUCGGCAUCGCUCUCCUGCUUUCAGUCUUGCAGAUGUCCCGAGGGCAGAAGGUGACCGGCCUGACAGCCUGCCUGGUGGACCAGAACCUUCGCCUGGACUGCCGUCACGAGAAUAACACCAACUUGCCCAUCCAGCACGAGUUCAGCCUGACCCGAGAGAAAAAGAAGUACGUGCUCUCGGGCACCCUCGGGGUACCUGAGCACACGUACCGCUCUCGGGUGAGCCUCUCCAGCAAGCCCAACAUCAAGGUCCUCACCUUGGCCAACUUUACCAACAAGGACGAGGGCAUCUACACGUGUGAGCUGCGAGCCUCUACCCAGCCUCCCACGGUCUCCUUUCAAAACAUCUCUGUGCUCAGAGACAAGCUGGUGAAGUGUGGUGGCAUAAGCCUGCUGGUUCAGAACACCUCAUGGCUGCUGCUGCUCCUGCUUUCGCUCUCCCUCCUCCAAGCCAUGGAUUUCAUUUCUCUGUGACUGGCUGGGCCCAUGAAGAAACAGGAAACCUCCAGGCCCAGUAAAGAGGUCCUGUUUCUCUGUGUCAGCUGACUCCCUCCCCUAGUCCCUCAAAUAUCUCAAAAAUGGGGAGAAACGGGGACCCUGUCCCUCAUAAGGAACCCCAGUGCUGCAUGCCAUUGCCACCCACCUCUGCCACUCCGCUCUCUCCACACCACUGGCUGUCAUUUUGUACUCUUUAUUCCAGGGUUGCUUCUGUCUGUUUAUUUAGAGCUUAUCCUUUCCUUCCUCUGAGAGUUUGGGACAAGGGAGGCCAGGACUGGGGACCUGACGGAGCAUAAGGGCAUAUGAUGGGCUGCAGGGUGGCAGGAUAUCAGUCUCUGAGGGGGGAGUUCCUCCUUGCCAACCAAGCCAGAUGCCUGAAAGAGGUAUGGAUGAGGGUGAUGGAGUGUGUUUGUGCCUGAUGCGCCCAGUGGGCAGGGAGGGGAUGCCUGAAGAUAUCAGGGUGCUGCUGUGCCUUUGUGGCCCAUCUAAUGAGGAUGAGAACGUAGCUUCUACAAGAUCAUUCUCAGCCACCACAUACAAGCCCCUUCCUAUCGCUGAAGAAAUCCCCUGGGGCUCUUGAGCCAAGGUACACUCAGGAAAGAUGGAGGGAAUAUUGAGCCAGGAAAUAUUGGGGGAAAGGAUAGGAGGUAGGGGGCCAUCAUCCCUCCUCUAAAACAAGAGCCUGCGGUCUCCAGUGCCACUGCCUGUAAUGAAAAGGGUGGCAGAGAAAGAAGCCCUUUCUCUGCUCCCAAGGAGGCAGAAUUCUGACUACAGGAUCUAAGUCAGUGAAGGAAGGGAGCCCUAGGGCCACCCAGCUGGACUCAACUUGCUAAGGAAGAUUCUUUGUUCUUCUUCCCCUUGCCCCUCUGUGCCAGCUCCUCUUGCUGUCCCAGAUCCCCCAAACAACCAGAGUCUUGCAACCUGCCUUGUUCAGGAAUUCCUAGUGUCAGAGGCAGGUGGUGGCGUGAGAAGCAGUGUGCACACUUUUGGGAAGACAGCUUUUCCAAACACCCUCUUUCCCGCUGGCAGCUCUGCCCGUCCUGUCACCGUGUGUAAUGCCACCACAGCUUAAAGCAUCUCACUGAGGAAAAAGAAAACUGCACAAUAAAACCAAGUCUCUGGAGUCUG
Psammomys obesus (fat sand rat) is the source of this 1750-nucleotide messenger RNA. RefSeq names its product Thy-1 cell surface antigen (gene Thy1). The record is from RefSeq and is a predicted model, not a curated record. The transcript has 4 exons. Bases 113 to 598 code for a protein of 161 amino acids. Lineage: Eukaryota; Metazoa; Chordata; Mammalia; Rodentia; Muridae.